Vitis vinifera (wine grape) is the source of this 621-nucleotide messenger RNA. RefSeq lists its product as uncharacterized. NCBI's taxonomy places the organism in Eukaryota, Viridiplantae, Streptophyta, Magnoliopsida, Vitales, Vitaceae. Gene Ontology annotation, biological process: response to auxin. The record is from RefSeq and is a predicted model, not a curated record. Bases 1 to 621 code for a protein of 206 amino acids. The transcript has 2 exons.
AUGGAGGUCGUUCUAGCGGAAGUGGUAGGAGAAGAAGCAGGAAAGGGAAAAACCCUAAGAAUGGAAGAUUUUGAAGAUAGGAGUCAAAACGAUGUCAUUUUGGAGGACCUUCUUCCAAACCCUCCAUCUCCGACAAUUGCCGCCCACCCCCAACGCGCUGCAACAGGCUCCCACCAUCAGCCAUUUCACCUCAAUGGCAACCAAAGCUCUACUUCCUCCUCCAACAAUGGCAGCAAGAGCAUCAAGUUCCUCAAGAAGACUCUCUCCUGCACAGACACUAGUUCAAUGCUUUCUACUGAGGUCGUCCCAAAAGGGUUUCUGGCCGUGUGUGUUGGGAAGGAGCUGAAGAGGUUCAUCAUCCUGACAGAGUAUCUGGGUCACCAAGCAUUUGGGGUUCUGCUGAGGGAAGCCGAAGGAGAAUUCGGGUUUCAGCAGGAGGGUGUGCUCAAGAUCCCAUGUGAAGUGGCUGUGUUUGAGAGGAUCUUGAAGGUGGUGGAAGAGAAGAGAGAUGUGUCCUUCUUGUAUGAGUUUGGAUUGAAUGCGGAGAAGGAGAUGAUUGGUUGUUGUUCAUCCUCAGAUUGUGAGCUCACACCUUCUCACCAUCCUCAAAUGAGUAGGUGA